Messenger RNA from Pantherophis guttatus, 3933 nucleotides. RefSeq names its product sigma non-opioid intracellular receptor 1 (gene SIGMAR1). Gene Ontology annotation, cellular component: endoplasmic reticulum. NCBI's taxonomy places the organism in Eukaryota, Metazoa, Chordata, Lepidosauria, Squamata, Colubridae. The record is from RefSeq and is a predicted model, not a curated record.
CGGCCUUGGCCUUGUCUCGCGUCCCCUCAGCGGCGGCUUCGGCGGGAGAGGCGAGAGAAGAGGCGGGAGGAUGCGGUGGCUCCCCGGGCCGGGCUCUGGGUGGGCCGGUCGGGGCCUGCGGUUGGGGCUGGCGGUGGCGGCGGCGGCGCUGCUGAUCCAGGCGCUGCGCGGAUGGGCCUCCUCGCGGCGCUUCGAGUUCGAGCCUGAGGAGAUCGCGCGCCUGGCCAAGCACCACGCCGGCCUGGACCACGAGCUGGCCUUCGCCAAGAUCAUCGUGGAGCUGCGGCGGAAGCACCCGGGGCACGUGCUGCCGGACGAGGACCUGCGCUGGGUGUUCGUCAACGCCGGCGGCUGGAUGGGCUCCAUGUGCCUCCUGCACGCCUCCCUCUCGGAGUACGUGCUGCUCUUCGGCACCGCCGUCGACACCGGAGGCCACUCAGGUCGCUAUUGGGCUGACAUUUACGACACGGUCAUCUCAGGGACCUUCCGGCAAUGGAAAGAGGGAACGACUAAAAGUGAGAUUUAUUACCCAGGAGACACCAUUGUCCACAGUUCCGGAGAGGUCACCUCCGUGCAGUGGAGCGCCGGCACGUGGAUGGUCGAGUAUGGCCGAGGCUUCAUCCCCUCCACCCUGACCUUUGCCCUCGCUGACACGAUCUUCAGCACUCAGGACUUCCUCACCCUCUUCUACACCCUCCGGGUUUAUGCCAAGGCCCUGGUCUUGGAGGCUAACACGUACUUCAGCAGCACGAGUCAGUGAGUCUGCCCCCCCCCCCUCAAGCCCAUGAAAGGGGCACCCCCUCCCCCCCCUCCCAUCUCGUGUGCUAGCAAACCUGGAGCGGCUCCCGGCCUUGUACGGUUGGGUGCAUCGCACAUGUGUCAGGAAGCAGAGGUGGGUCCACGUCCUUCUCAGUUGCCCAUCCAUGGAUACCUGAAUGUCCAGCUGUAAAUAGGUAUCCAUGCUGCUCACAAGGUGAAGAUUCAGUCUCUCGUGGAGACCGGAUAUUCAGAGUAUUUGGGAGCCACGCAGAGAAAGAAAAAAAAGAAAGUCCCGUGUGCUUUAUGGAAGGAGUGGUGCCCACGUGCAGUGGCAUCGGUGUACAAUUGACCCAAAUAAUGCCAUUUGCAUGGUGGCAUGUAUCUUGUCAUGGUGGCAUUUGCCAGGCGCCUUUGGAAAGAGACGUUGCAUCCUCCUUGCAUGCUUUGAGUAGAGAUACCUCCUACAACAUUGUCACCAAGCUCCCUUGGUCCUUCUCUGCUUUGUUCCAAACGGGCCUCUUGAUCCCCACAAAUUCAAUAGGCAGCUGAGAAACGACAGCAGAACUUUUUGGAUUGAGCCCUUGAGAGUAUACAUUUGCACUACCGUUUAAGGCAGACAAAUACUUCCGGGCAUUUCCUUUUCCUUCCUUCCUUCCUCAUUUCAAUUUCUCAGAUGGAAAACGGGUAAUUUGGUUGAGCAAUAUCUGCGUUCACAGGUUGGAGAACACCCAUGCAGACUGGUGUUUUGACUGGGCUUCUGGAAAGUUCUUUCCGGCAGACUCGCGUUGUUCCCCUUGGGAUCUCUGUGUGUGGAUCUUCCACGACUCUUAUCUUGCUUCUCACCUGGAAAAAUAGUUUGGAAUUCCAGUUGUGUUUUCCUUAGGUCUUUCGUGAACCUUUUUCCUCUCACCACAAAUCAGCCAGCUGAUUGUCCUUUAUGGGCAAUCAAUUCAUCCUUCCUUACCCGCUUGCAGCACCCAAUUUCAGCUAAUUUCCUCGUCUGUUUUAGGUCUUCCAAAUCAUUUCAAAGGAGACUGGGAGGGGAGAGGUAUUUUCCCGUUCCUAUCAUAUUCUCCUCCUCCCAUCCUAGAGAUAGAAAAAAAACAACUCUCAAUGGCUUGGUGAUUAUUAUCCACACGAUUAUCAUCCAUUUCAGACUAGACGCAUUUGGAGCUAAAUCUAGCCUCUUCCAGGUAGUAGGCUGGGCCGGUUAGCUCCCUUGUGGAAUUUGCACGUUUCUAUCCCCCCUCUUCUCCGUCCAUGGCCCAGUGAACCACCUCAUACAAAACGGAGCUUGUGGUUUUGAAGAGAUGCUAUUAUAAUUAAGCAGUAGCUGCUGUGUAGUAGGACAGUUAGCAUUUUAGCUGCCUUUCGUGACUGGUUCUUCCUGUAUGUCUUAAUGCCUGGAGCACCAAUAACCAAAAUGUCUUUUGCAGCCCUUCUUUUCUCAAAAAAAAAAAAAAUGGAUUGUAAACAUUCUCAAGAUCUCAUCCAGUUUGGUCCUGUAAUAAUGCAGAACCGCCAUCUGUCACCCGAACCAUGCGCCUUAUUCUCUUGAGCUAUGCACGUGUGUAUGUGUGUGUGUAUUUAUAUAUAUAGAUAGAUAGAUAUAUACCUCCUGUUGUUGAUGUUAUCUGGCUGAGAACCAGGCGGUCAUGGAGGUUAAGUGACCUCUGGAAGAAUGGGGCCGGGGAUCCAGGGUGGCUGAAUCUGCUUGACUCAAAAAUGGACCGUCUAGAGUUGCAGAAAUGGGCAAACCCUCAAUGUUCAGGUUUUUGACCUGAAAUUCAAGCAGUGGGACCAAACCCAGGAUUGUUGAUUCUCUAGAACAGAGGUCCCCAAACUUGGCAGCUUUAAGACUUGUGGACUUCAACUCCCAGAAUUCUCCAGCCAGCUGGCUGGAGAAUUCUGGGAGUUCAAGUCCACAAGUCUUAAAGUUGCCAAGUUUGGGGACCCCUGUUCUAAAACAAACCAAGGCACCUCUUCUUCCUUCUCUCAAAAUAUCCCAAAAUUGCAACCAUCAAAAAAAGGGGUGUCGUUACUUAACAAUGAAGUUCCUUUUCUUCGUACCCAGUAUUAUUAACCAGAAGAUCCUGUUUCUGUAGCAUGGAAAUUAGGUUUAUGGUAUUGGUGGUCAGUUCUGGACUGUCCCUGGUUCCAGAACGCCCGAGAGAGAGAUCCUCAUCCUGAAUGCUUCAGUCUUCUGAAAGAGUCCUCCAUCUCCCUCAGAACGCUCUUGAGAUUGCUAGAUUGUCAAAACUUGGCUCAAUUCUGGCCCAGACUGGCUCCAGUCUGGAUCCUUCCUUUCUCCUCAGCUUAGUUUUGCCUAGAUGGAAAGAGAGGCUCAUCCCUUCUUGUGUGGUGUUGAAAUCCUUUUCCCCCACCUCUUUUCAUCAUUUGGCUUUGUCCUUUUUUUUUCCCCCUCCUGAAAGGUGGGCGGAAGUUGAUAUGCAGAAAGUGCCAGUAGAUGGCAAUAAUGGUUUGUCCUGGCCAUCCCCAGUGUAGUUGGGGAGAGGGUCUUUGAGGGUCUCUGAUCCUUCCUUGCAACAGCCAUGGGAAACCUGUUGAAGUACUGUUCAACUGACCCCCAUGGCUGCUGCGUGGAGGGCUGGUAUGGUCCAGUAGCCAGAUUUGACGGCAAGUUGCAUUGGCUGGAAAGUUUCCUCUACCCAUGAGAGAGCCCAAACCCUUCCCUUCCCCCCCCCCCCCCAAAAAAAUAGGGGCAUCCUUGGCAAAUUUACAAAUUUCUGCUUUUUUUUCCCCCCCCUGGGAGUUGAAUAUUACAGUCUUAAGCGCACAUUUUUCCCCCCCUUUCCUCCCACACUGAGCUCAAGCCGUCCUUUGUUCAGGUCAGAUCAAAGGCAGUGACGCAUUGCAGAAAGUUUGCCCGGCACCGAGGUCUCCCUCCGCGCCUCUCCUUCCGCCGGCCACUCUCUCUGAAGCCGUCCUUCAGUGAGGCUGGCAGCUAGCUGGCACAGACAGGCCGGAAUUUGCAGUCCGUUGGAACCCUCGGUCAAAUAUAUAAGCAUGUCUCCGGUUUCUGUUUCUCAGUUACUGCAAACGUCUCAUGUCUGAUGUUCACGAACAAGUGUUUGAGAAUCCGUGUGGGUGUGUGAUUGUUAUACUUUGACUAAAAAAAACAACAACCAAUACAAUGGACUGUGAUUAAACCUG